This is a messenger RNA of Ilex paraguariensis (yerba mate), 786 nucleotides long. Lineage: Eukaryota; Viridiplantae; Streptophyta; Magnoliopsida; Aquifoliales; Aquifoliaceae. The record is from the annotation of a GenBank genome assembly.
AUGUGGUUCUUGGGCCUACUAUCAUGUGGCCUCCUAUCUUUCUUGAACCAAUUUUUCUCUUAUCGGACCGAACCACUUAUCAUAACCCAAAUCACCGUCCAAGUGGCCGUUCUACCUAUAGGCCACUUCUUGGCCGCCGUACUUCCGACGGCCAAGUUCAGAAUACCGGGGUUCGGAUCGAGACUGUUCUCUCUGAACCCGAGUCCUUUCAACAUGAAGGAGCAUGUCCUCAUCUCUAUCUUUGCUAAUGCUGGAAGUGCUUUUGGUAAUGGAUCAGCCUACGCCGUUAUGAUUAUUGACAUUAUCAAAGCAUUUUAUCGCCGGAAAAUUUCAUUUUUUGCCGGAUGGUUACUGAUCAUAACUACACAGGUGUUGGGGUACGGUUGGGCGGGGCUGUUGAGGAAAUAUGUGGUGGAGCCGGCACACAUGUGGUGGCCGAGCACUCUGGUUCAGGUCUCACUUUUCAGAUACAAGGGUGCAUACCGUACUCAGGAAGUAGCCAUCAAAGUCCUGAAGUCUGAGUGUGGAAGUUCAGACAUGCAGAGACAGUUUUCACAAGAAGUGUAUAUUAUGAGGAAAGUUCGACACAAGAUUGUUGUACAAUUCAUGGGUGAUUGUACCAAACCUGCAAGUUUGUGUAUUGUAACAGAAUAUAUGUCUGGUGGAAAUGUAUAUGACUAUCUACUCAAGCAAAAGUGUACUUUUAGGCUUCCAUCUUUACUAAAAGUAGCGAUCUUAUCCAAGGGAAUGACCUACUUGCACCAGAAUAAUAUAAUCCACAGGUAG